Molecule: messenger RNA, 936 nt
Organism: Orycteropus afer afer
Lineage: Eukaryota; Metazoa; Chordata; Mammalia; Tubulidentata; Orycteropodidae
Product: olfactory receptor 12-like
Biological process (GO): sensory perception of smell; G protein-coupled receptor signaling pathway
Cellular component (GO): membrane
Molecular function (GO): olfactory receptor activity; odorant binding; G protein-coupled receptor activity
Source: RefSeq, a predicted model, not a curated record
AUGACGAAUAAGCUGGAUAAGAAUUUUUCAGAGGUGACUGAGUUUAUUCUUCUGGGAUUCAGAACUCAUCCAGAAACACAGAUCAGCUUAUUCUUGUUGUUUUUGCUAAUCUAUAUGGUGAUUUUAAUGGGAAAUAUGACCAUGAUAAUUGUGAUGAAGGUAGAUUCCAGACUUCACACCCCUAUGUAUUUCUUCCUCAGAAAUUUGUCUUAUUUAGACCUCUGCUACUCCACAGUCAUCGCUCCUAAAGCCCUAGCCAAUUUCUUAUCUGAUGAAAAGAAGAUUUCUUACAAGGGCUGUGCAGCCCAGUUUUUCUUCUUUGCCAUCUUUGUCACAACAGAAUGUUUUCUCCUGGCUGUGAUGGCAUUUGAUCGAUUCUCAGCCAUUUGUUCUCCUCUCCUUUACCCUGUGCACAUGUCUCAGAAAGUCUGUGUUUGGUUGGUUACUGGCUCCUAUGUCUGUGGAACCAUUAAUGCCGUAGUUGAAACAAGUUCCACCUUCAGUUUGCAUUUCUGUAAAGAAAACAGAUUGGAUCACUUUUUCUGUGAUGCUCCAGCCCUGAUUGAAAUCUCAUGUGCUGACAGCUUUGUGAAUGAGAUUGUGAUGUUUGUUGUCUCUGCUUUUAUCGUCAUUUCUACAACAGCAGCUAUUCUGAUAUCUUAUGUUUAUAUCCUCUCCACUGUGCUGAAGAUCCCCUCAACUCAGGGCAGGAGUAAGACCUUCUCUACCUGUGGCUCCCAUAUAGCAGUGGUGAGUUUAUUCUAUGGGACUAUAUUCUUCAUGUAUUGUCAACCUGGGGGCCUUUACUCACCCCAGCAAAACAAGAUUAUUUCUGUGUUCUACACACUUAUAAUACCAAUGCUGAACCCUCUAAUAUAUAGUCUGAGAAACAGAGACGUGAAAGAUGCUAUGAAAAGAAUAUUAUGUGAGAAAUGA